This is a messenger RNA of Triticum turgidum subsp. durum (durum wheat), 318 nucleotides long. Lineage: Eukaryota; Viridiplantae; Streptophyta; Magnoliopsida; Poales; Poaceae. The record is from the annotation of a GenBank genome assembly.
AUGGAUGCCCGCGGCCCCGUCGUCCUGCACCUCCACACGCUGCUCGCACACGCCGACCUUGCUGCUGCCCACCCGGAGCCCUUUUGUCGUGCUUCAUUUUGGGUCGGCCAGAACGAGAACGCCAAGUACCGUCGCCGAAGACCCAUGUACAACUACUGUCGCCAAGACCCCGUGAACGUCUACACGACGACCACCGAGUACCUCUUCGGGAGUACCACUACCAUCGCGUGGAUCCGCCAAGACCGUGGAGUAAAUGAACAAGUACUCCUACGCGGACGCAUUGUCUCCAGGAUUUUCGCCAAGUCCCCGCUCCGAUGA